CUAUUGGAAUGUUCUGCGAUCACCAAGACUGCUUCAAUCGUCAGUCUAUGCCAGCGUCACAACAUUGAGAUUGUGUUGCAACCUCAAGCCCUGUACGUGGCUCACAGGACCCCGGGUUUAGCUGUAUUCGAUAUGGACAGUACUUUGAUUCAGCAAGAAGUUAUCGAUGAAUUGGCUCGCGCUGUGGGCCGUUACGCCCAAGUCUCUGCCAUCACGGAAGCCGCCAUGCGUGGAGAAGCCCCGUACACUGACUUUGAGGCGUCUCUGCGCGCUCGCGUUGGCCAUCUCGCUGGUGUACCUGUCUCCAUCUGGCAACAUCUACGUGCUGGCAUCAUCUCAUUCACCCCAGGAGCUCGUGAGCUGAUACGCGUACUCCGCAAGCUUGGCUGGAAGACUGCUGUGCUAAGCGGUGGCUUCACACCCCUGGCUGAAUGGGUACGACAAGAAUUGGGCUUGGAUUACUGUUAUGCCAAUCACCUGGUCGAGAUGGACGGUAAUCUGACAGGCGAGCUGGUUGAGGGUAUGCCCAUUAUCCAUGCUGAGAAGAAGCGUGAAUUGCUUUCCUCUAUCGCCGAAAAGGAAAACAUUCCGUUGGAAAAUGUUAUUGCUGUUGGCGACGGAAGCAACGACCUGCUGAUGAUGCACCAGGCUGGUCUUGGAAUCGCGUUUAAUGCAAAGCCCAAGGUUCAAACGCAAGCUCCUACAAAGAUCAACGCC
Aureobasidium namibiae CBS 147.97 is the source of this 717-nucleotide messenger RNA. RefSeq names its product phosphoserine phosphatase serb. Gene Ontology annotation, biological process: dephosphorylation; L-serine biosynthetic process. The record is from RefSeq and is a predicted model, not a curated record. NCBI's taxonomy places the organism in Eukaryota, Fungi, Ascomycota, Dothideomycetes, Dothideales, Saccotheciaceae. Gene Ontology annotation, molecular function: L-phosphoserine phosphatase activity; magnesium ion binding. Gene Ontology annotation, cellular component: cytoplasm. The annotation marks the transcript as partial. The transcript has a single exon.